Messenger RNA from Polypterus senegalus (gray bichir), 979 nucleotides. RefSeq names its product zinc finger protein 436-like. NCBI's taxonomy places the organism in Eukaryota, Metazoa, Chordata, Cladistia, Polypteriformes, Polypteridae. The transcript has a single exon. The record is from RefSeq and is a predicted model, not a curated record. The coding region runs from base 1 to 753 and encodes 250 amino acids.
AUGUUGAUAAUAAGGCAGCAAAUUGAAAAUAAGCACGUUUUUCUUUUUUCCUUUUUUUUAAAAUUUUACACAGGAAAGAAAGAUCACUGCUGUGUGGAAUGUGGCAGAGAAUUCUCUAACAAGAGUGCUCUUCAGAAACACACAAGAGUUCACACUGGAGAGAAGCCAUAUUGCUGUAAUGAAUGUGGUAAACAGUUUAGACAUAUGAGCAAUAUUAAGAGACACACUAGAGUUCACACAGGAGAGAAGCCAUAUUGCUGUUAUCAAUGUGGCAAACAGUUUUCACAAAUAGGCCAUCUACAGAAACACACUAGAGUUCACACUGGAGAGAAGCCAUAUUGCUGCAAUCAAUGUGGUAAAUGGUUUUCACAGAUGGAUAGUCUACACAAACACAUAAAAAUUCACACCGGAGAGAAGCCAUAUUGCUGUAAUGAAUGUGGCAAACAGUUUUCACAGAUAAGCAAUCUUCAGAGACACACAAGACUUCAUACUGGAGAGAAGCCAUAUUGCUGUAAUGAAUGUGGUAAACAGUUUUCACAAAUGGGCCAUCUACAGAGUCACACGACAGUUCACACCAAAGAGAAGCCAUAUUAUUGUAAUGAAUGUGGUAAACAGUUUUCACAUAUAUUCAGUCUUCAGAGACACACAAGAGUCCACAACAGAAUAAAAACAGUAGCAGUUCAAAAAUCAGUCCAGAAAACCAAGAACCCUUCAGGACUUAAGAGUGACAUUCAGUCCUGUCCUGAAAAGUAACCAAAAUAACUAUUGUUGAGAAAUGAAUCUCAAGGAGAAGCCAUAUUGCUGUUUGGAAUGUGGCAAACAAAUCUGUCAGAGCUGUACACUUCAGAGAUGCACCAGAAUUCACACCGGAGAGAAGUACAACUGAACUGUCCUGACUAAAGAGUGAGGUUCACUCCUGCCUGGACAGUAAGCACAUGUAACUGACACAAAUCCAUCCUACUUAGUGUUGUGUCAAAAA